AUGGUCGGCUCCAACAUCGCUCCACGUCAGGCAACAAGCUCUUUAAUAUGUCCCCACGAAGGCGAAGGACUACUACUAUCGUCCCGAUUCAACAAGGGAACUGCAUUUUCCGAGGAAGAACGGACUACGUUCAAGCUGCAUGGACUACUCCCGCCAAACCACCAGUCUUUAGACGAACAGGUCAAACGUGCCUAUCAGCAAUACAGCAGUCGGCAAGACGAUCUGGCCAAAAAUACAUUUCUGGCUAGUAUGAAAGCGCAGAAUGAAGUUCUGUACUACCGGCUUCUACAAACCCACCUCAAGGAGAUGUUUAAUAUUAUCUAUACACCGACUGAAGGCGAUGCGAUCCAGAAUUAUUCCCGGUUGUUCCGAAAACCAGAAGGAUGUUUCCUCAACAUCAAAGACCAAGGCAUGAUCGAACAGUCACUCGCCAAUUUCGGGAAUGAGGAGGAUAUCGACUAUAUUGUUGUCAGCGAUGGAGAAGAGAUUCUUGGCAUCGGCGAUCAGGGUGUAGGCGCCAUACUCAUCUCAGUUGCCAAGCUUGUGAUCACGACUCUAUGUGCCGGUAUCAACCCUGCCCGACAACUCCCAGUGGUGCUGGAUUGCGGAACAGAUAAUGAGGAGCUCUUGAAUGACGAGCUGUAUCUAGGGUUACGACAGCAUCGGGCAAGAGGCGAGGAAUAUGACGAUUUUGUGGAAAGAUUUGUGAAAAGUGCUCGCAAGCGUUUCCCAAAGGCCUAUAUCCAUUUCGAGGACUUUGGUCUCCACAACGCCCGUCGCAUCCUGGACAGGUAUCAAUCUCAGAUUCCCUGCUUCAAUGAUGAUAUCCAGGGCACUGGAUGCGUCACUCUCGCUGCCAUGAUGGCGGCUCUGCAUGUCAGCCAAGUUAAGAUGGAGGAUGUCCGCGUGGUGAUCUUUGGCUCCGGUACGGCUGGCACAGGCAUCGCAGAUCAAAUCGCCGAUACAAUUGCGACGGAGACAGGGAAGCCGAAACCCGAGGCAUCAAAGCAAAUUUGGUGCAUCGAUAAACCAGGUCUUCUCUUGAAGUCUCAAGGCAAUGAUCUAACCCCGGCCCAGGUUCCAUUUGCGCGGGAAGAUCCCACCUGGCAAAGCGGCCAGCAAUAUGAUCUUCUUUCCGUGAUUCAGCAAGUCAAGCCACAUGUUCUUAUCGGUACAUCGACGAAACCCAAAGCCUUCACAGAAGAAAUAAUCCGAGAAAUGGCAAGCCAUGUGGACAGACCUAUUGUGUUCCCACUCAGCAAUCCAACACGUCUCCAUGAAGCGCAACCUCAGGAUCUCUACGAGUGGACUGACGGCAAGGCCCUUGUCGCAACAGGCAGUCCCUUCCCACCUGUUAAGUAUGGAGGCGUUGAAUAUGACAUCGCGGAAUGCAAUAAUUCCACCUGCUUCCCAGGAAUCGGUCUCGGGGCAAUCCUCUCACGAAGCCGCCUUCUAUCAAAGAAGAUGCUCGUGGCAGCCGUGGAGGCCCUCAAGGCCCAAUCACCCGCCUUACAAGAUCCCGACAAGCCUCUACUACCUGAUGUUGAGGAUGUUCGAGAGAUUAGCGUUGAUAUAGCAGCUGGUGUGAUCAAGUGUGCCGUGGCAGAGGGACUUGCCCAGCAAGAGGACAUUCCCUCUGAGGAUUCCGAGCUCAAGGUAUGGAUUCGUGAGCGGAUGUGGGAGGCUGUUUAUCAGCCUCUAGUCAAAGCAUAG
Penicillium manginii is the source of this 1713-nucleotide messenger RNA. Its product is annotated as NAD-dependent malic enzyme. Gene Ontology annotation, molecular function: malate dehydrogenase (decarboxylating) (NAD+) activity; NAD binding. Bases 1 to 1713 code for a protein of 570 amino acids. The transcript has 8 exons. Gene Ontology annotation, biological process: pyruvate metabolic process; malate metabolic process. NCBI's taxonomy places the organism in Eukaryota, Fungi, Ascomycota, Eurotiomycetes, Eurotiales, Aspergillaceae. The record is from RefSeq and is a predicted model, not a curated record. Gene Ontology annotation, cellular component: mitochondrion.